Caenorhabditis angaria is the source of this 6762-nucleotide messenger RNA. NCBI's taxonomy places the organism in Eukaryota, Metazoa, Nematoda, Chromadorea, Rhabditida, Rhabditidae. The record is from the annotation of a GenBank genome assembly.
AUGGUAAGUUGAAAAUUUCCUUGAGAAAAAUUCACUGUUUUAAAACUUUUGUAAAACAUUUUAAAAAAAUAUUAUUUUUAUUAAUUAGAUUUUGAGUCAUAAAAUAUAAAAAAUUCACUGUUUCAUAAAUCUUGUAAAAUUUUUUUAAAACUCGUUUUUUAUUGAAUACCCGUUGCACUGCCUCCCCAAAUCUACGUGUGUGUGGAAAAACGAAAAAUGUCUGGCACGCUCUCACAAACACACACUCUCUCGCACACAACUUUUUACUUUUAUUUCGCGAAAACAGUGCAUAUUAGGAGCUGAUUUUUAUGUGUUUUUCAUCAGAACCACAAUAAGUGUUAUACAUAGUUCGAAAGAGAAUUUCUUCAGCUACAAACACAUAUGAAAUGUUAUGUAUGAAAACAAGAUAAAAAAAUAAAAAUUUCAUGCAAACAUGACAUGGUUUUUUGAAUUGUGUGAAAAACGCAUGUGUUUUUUGAUGACCUGGCUUAUUUUUGAAUAUCGAAUAUAUGUAUAAUCGAGUCGUAGUUUUGUUCAGAAUCUCAAGGGCUUUCAGAUGAUGUAAAUCAAUAUUUAUGAAAUUGUGAAAGCAUGGAGGAGUAGGGAUUUUUCGUUUGUCAAUUUUUUAAACGAAAUUUUGAUUUUCAUUUGAAAGGAACUCGAAUGAAGUUUACAUACGUUUUGUAGAGAAUUUCUCGGGCUUCAAAAUCAUAUAUAUUUCUAUACACAAAAAUGAAAAUUGAAAGCACCGCUUUCGGUUGAAAACUUGUUGGGUUUGCACCAAACAAACAAAGCGCGUUUAGUAGCGUUGCGAAAAACAGCGGUGAGUUUUCAACCGAAAGCGGUGCUUUCAAUUUUCAUUUUUGUGUAUAGAAAUAUAUAUGAUUUUGAAGCCCGAGAAAUUCUCUACAAAACGUAUGUAAACUUCAUUCGAGUUCCUUUCAAAUGAAAAUCAAAAUUUCGUUUAAAAAUUGACAAACGAAAAAUCCCUACUCCUCCAUGAUUUCACAAUUUCAUAAAUAUUGAUUUACAUCAUCUGAAAGCCCUUGAGAUUCUGCACAAAACUACGACUUGAUUAUACAUAUAUUCGAUAUUCAAAAAAUAAGCCAGGUCAUCAAAAAACACAUGCGUUUUUCACACAAUUCAAAAAACCAUGUCAUGUUUGCAUGAAAUUUUUAUUUUUUUAUCUUGUUUUCAUACAUAACAUUUCAUAUGUGUUUGUAGCUGAAGAAAUUCUCUUUCGAACUAUGUAUAACACUUAUUGUGGUUCUGAUGAAAAACACAUAAAAAUCAGCUCCUAAUAUGCACUGUUUUCGCGAAAUAAAAGUAAAAAGUUGUGUGCGAGAGAGUGUGUGUUUGUGAGAGCGUGCCAGACAUUUUUCGUUUUUCCACACACACGUAGAUUUGGGGAGGCAGUGCGUUGUCCUUAAUGUGGAAUUUUUCCGAAAAUAAAACAUUUUUCAAAUAAAAAUUCACUGUUUCAAAAAUUUUCUAUAAUUCGAAACUGAAUUUUGAACUUAUUUCUCGAAAAAUUUGUUUUACGAAAUUUUAAAUCGAAAAGUUUGAAAUUCAGAUUCGAAUUUUCAUUUUUUCCAAAGAAAAAAUUCACUGUUUCAUAAAUGUCAUACAUUUUUCAUCUGUUCUUAUGAAAUUGUUAAAUUGGAGCUCAAUUUUUUGCGAAAAGUUGGUUUGAAAUUCAGAAAUAUUCCAGAAAAACUCAAAUCCCCUUCUCCAAACCCGAAAUUUUCAGAGCUAUCUUCUCCAAACCUCCGAACUUCCACCUCCAACUCCAACCCAAACUCCAAUGCACGCCCUUUACGACAAACUUUUCACCAACUACGUCAAAGACAUUCGCCCUGUUCACAAUGAUUCUCACACUUUACGAGUCGAUAUCAAAUUUUGGCUCAAACAAAUUCUCAAAGUCGAUGAACGCGAUCAAAUUGUCAAAGUUUAUUGUUGGUUGGAACUUUAUUGGACCGAUGAAAUGCUAGUCUGGAAUCCUGCUGAAUUCAAUAAUCUUUCUCGAAUUCAUGUGCCAGCUGCGAAAAUUUGGAAGCCAGAUGUUCUAGUUUACAAUAAGUGAGUUAAAAAACAAAAAACAAAAAAAAAGUUGCCUGCUGCUGGAAUCGAACCAGCGUCGCCACGGCCACAACGUGGAGUACUAACCACUAUACUAAGCAGGCCGAGAGAAACCGCAUGAAAUGUUUGAGAUAAGAAACCGGAAAAAUGUGCGUUUUUUUAGUGCGAACAUGAAUGUCGAGGAAAAUGAGAUGGAAACGAAUGCGAUAAUUGAUUAUGAUGGACGAGUUAUGCUAUUUCGAUCGAUGAUUACGGAUAUUAGUUGUAAUUUGAAUUUACAGCAAUUUCCGUUUGAUCAACAGGUAAAUAAGGCGGGAAAUUGGGGGAUUUUUGAAAAACUAUUUUUUUCUGCUGCAAAAAAAAUUUGAAUUCAAAUUUUCAGCGCACAAAAGGGUUUAUCAAUGGGGCGCAUUUGCAAAAAUUGUUUUAUUCAAAAUUUUUCUCCAGAUUUGCUUUGUGACUUUCGCAUCCUGGAGUAUGGAUGGUUCAAAACUCGACCUGAAUCCAACACCAAAAACUGACAAUUUGGAAUUGUAUAUCAGGAAUACUGAAUGGAGUUUGACAGAUUUCCGGUAAGUUCUUAAGGUUCCUGAAGCCUUCUGGAAGCUUCUAAAACCUUCUGAAAGCUUUUGAUGCCUUCUGAAGCCUUCUGCAGCCUUCUGAAAGCUUCUGAAGCCUUCUGGAAGCUUCUGAAGCCUUCUGGGAGCAUCUGAAGCCUCCUGAAAGCUUCUGAAGCCUUCUGAAAGCUUCUGAAGCCAUCUGAAAGCUUCUGAAGCCUUCUGAAGCCUUCUGAAAGCUUCUGAAGCUUUCUGGAAGCUUCUGAAGCCUUCUGAAAGCUUCUGAAGCCUUCUGAAAGAUUCUAAAGCCAUCUGGAUGCUUCUGAAGCCAUCUGAAAGCUUCUGAAACCUUCUGAAGCCUUCUGAAGCCUUCUGGAAGCUUCUGAAGGCUUCUGAGGCCUUCUGGAAGCUUCUGAAAGCUUUUGAAGCCACCUGGAAGCUUCUAAAGCCAUCUGAAAGCUUCUGAAGCCAUCUGAAAGCUUCUGAAGCCAUCUGAAAGCUUCUGAAGCCUUCUGAAAGCUUCUGAAGCCAUCUAAAAGCUUGUGAAGCCUUCUGGAAGCUUGUGAAGCCUUCUGUAAGCUUCUGAAGCCUUCUGGAAGCUUCUGAAGCCUUCUGAAAGCUUCUGAAGUCUUCUGGAGCCUUCUGAAAGAUUCUGAAGCCAUCUGAAGCCUUCUGAAAGCUUCUAAACCCCCCAAAAACUCUCUGAAACCUCCCGAAGCCCCCCAAUUUUCCAGAGUAAAAAUCUACAAGAAGAAUUACGAAUGUUGCCCUGACCCAUUUCCAGAUGUCACAUAUUUUAUGGUUCUUCGAAGAUCACCCUCUUAUUAUAUAUUUAGUUUGGUCAUUCCAUCGGCUUUCAUUACCGUAGUCACAAUUGUCGGAUUUUUUACACCGCAUUCUACGACGGGAGAAAAUACGGAAAAAGUUUCGUUGGGAGUCACGGCGUUGCUUUCGAUGGCUAUUAUUAGUGAGUUUUUUGGGAAGGGAAAAGGGUACUGUAGUUUUGAUACUGUAGACCCUUGUAAAUUUUAAAAGUUGUUUUAUUCGGGAAAAAAAUUUGACACGAUUGAAAAUUCGAAAUUUUCAUGAAAAAAAAAUUUUCCAAAUUUUUUCACAGAGAAAAAAUUACGUUGAGAAUUUCUAGUGCAAAAUUUUAAAUUUCAAAAAAAGAUUUUUUGGAGAGGGAAAAGGUUACUGUAGUAUAUAGGAGUACUGUAGUAAAUUUUCAACAUUUCGGAAAAAAAUUUGACAUGACUGAAAAUCCAAAUUUUCGCCGCCAAAAAUUUUUUUUCAUACAAAAUUAUGUGUGGGUACUGUAACUUUAGAGUACUGUAGUCUAGGAGGUUUCAAAGUUUGGUACUGUAGAUGGGAUUACUGUACAAAUGUAAUUUCUAGGAAGAGUUUUGAGAAUUUUUUUUGGCAAAAAUGAAAAUCUGAAACUGAGUUUUUCAAAAAAAAAAAGUAUUCAAUGAGGUUUUUACUGUAGAUGAGGAUACCGUUACUUCAGAUUUUGGAGCCAAUUUUUGAAGUACUGUAGUUCUAAAUAAAUGGGAGUACUGUAGUUUUGGUACUGUAGAUCCUAGUAAAUUUUCAAAGUUGUCUUGUUUUGGAAAAAAAAUUUAACACGAUUGAAAAUUCCGAAUUUUCACAAAAAAAAUGUCCAAAUUUUUUUACAGAGAAAAAAAAUUACGUUGAGAACAUCUAGUGCAAAAUUUUUAAAUUCAAAAAAUUCUGGAAAAUUGAGAUUUUUGUGGAGGGAAAAGGGUACUGUAGUAGUAGGAGUACUGUAGUUUUGGUACUGAAGACCGUAGUAAAUUUUCAAAGUUGUAUUUUUUUCUGAAAAAAAUUGACAUGAUUGAAAAUCCGAAAUUUUCCAAAUUUUUUCACAGAGAAAAAAAUUACAUUGAGAAUUUCUAGUGCAAAAUUUUAAAUUUCAAAAAAUUCCUGAAUCCUAUUGUUUUUCAGUGAUGAUGGUAUCCGAUGAAGUUCCGGCAACUUCCGAAGUCAUUCCACUAAUCGGAAAAUAUUACAUCGGUCUAAUAUUCCUCAUUUUCAUGGCCGCAUUUACAACAACUCUAACACUUUCCUAUCAAAUGCGCGGGAAUUCUGGACAAGAAGUUGAUCCGAGAAUUCGAGAUUUUUUCUUUUAUCAAAUCGCUGCGAAUCCAUGCAUUUCGUGGGCUUUUUCAUUUCAAUUACCUAAAAAAUUGUUGAGAUGUGAUCAUCGGAAACAAGUGAGUUUUGGGGUCAGACUAUAGUGUAGUUGGGGGAUUCAGGAUUACUGUAACUAUAGGGCUGAUUCACAAACGAAAAUAAUGUUUUUUUAACAUUGAAUGAUCAAUUCACGAAAAGUCAAAAAAUGUCGAAAAAACAUUGUAGGUCAAAAUUAGUUUUCGAGUUUUUCAGCCAAAAAUGAUGACAAAUCAAUAUUUUUUAAGCUUCUGGAGUAAUUUCUGAUGAAAAUAAGCGGAAAAUCAGCAAAGCCUUCUGGAAAGUGAAUUCCAAGGUCAAUUUUAAUCAGAAAUAACUCCAGAAACUUGAAAAAUAUCGAUUUGUCAUCAUUUUUGGCUAAAAAACUUGAAAAACUUAUUUUGACCUACAAUGUUUUUUCCACAUUUUUUGGUAGAUCAAAAACUUAUUUUGAAAAUCAAAAAACUAGAGUUUUUUUCACAGUAUCCUGAAUUUUAGGCCCAAAAUUUGAUUUUUUCAGAUUACAAUACUGUAGAUCAAAAAUAAAAUACGACUGUAAAUGAACCAAAAAAAUAUAAUUCUCAAGGAGUACUGUAGUUCCAGAUUCUGGUGAAGAACCCUCCAUAGUUUAAAUUCCAGAGUUACAGUAACUUCUUUGGUAGAUCAAGAAAUUCUGAAAUCAAGAUUUGAACCAUAAAUUAACUUCCCAAAAAAAUGGUAGAUCAAAAAAUAAUUUUAAAAAUGUGAAAAUCAAUUUCACAGUAACCUAUCAGCCUAGUAUUCUAGAUUUUGGCCCAAAAUUUGACUUUUCAGAUUACAGUAGGCUUCGAGGCUGUAAAGUACUGUAGAUCAAAAAUAAAAUACGACUGUAAAUGAACCGAAAAAUAUAAUUCUCAAGGAGUACUGUAGUUCCGGAUUCUGGUGAAGAAUCCUCCAUAGUUGGAAUUCCAGAGUUACAGUAACUUCUUUGGAAGAUCAAGAAAUUCUGAAAUUAAGAUUUGAACCAUAAAUUAACUUCCCAAAAAUGGUAGAUCAAAAAAUAAUUUUAAAAAUGUGAAAACCAUUUUUUUUCCAGAAUUUUUUUCACAAUUAUUUGAUUUUUCCGAUUACAGUAGGCUUUCAGGCUGUAAAGUACUGUAGAUCAAAAAUAAAAUACGAUUGUAAAUGAACCAAAAAAAAUAUUAUUCUCAAGGAGUACUGUAGUUCCGGAAUCCUAGUUUGAAUUCAAGAGUUAGUAACGUUUUUGGUAGAUCAAGAAAUUCUGAAAUUUUUGAACUAUUUUUCCACCAAAUUCUCUUCCCACAACCCCAUUUCUCCCAGUUUCAGUCAUAUUUCUUCGUCAACGGCGGCGCCACUUCAAAUGGCUACUGUAAAGGCGAACCAUCUCCACACAUCGUCAAAAUGGAAGAAAUCGCUGGUGGAAGUGUGAAAUCAUUCGUGAUGUCAACUCAAAGCUCGCAAGAUUCGAAUCCAAAUCCAAUGACUGGAAGUUUGCUGAAGAUCAAGAUGGUUUUGGAUGAUUUGAAGGCUUCGAUUCAAGCUGGUGGGUUUUCUAGAAAAAUCUUAGUUAAUAGCUUCCCGGAAAUUUUUAGUGCAUUUUUUCGAUGAUUUCUGAACACUGAUGUUGAUUUUUGUGAAAGAAAAACGGAAAUAUUUUCAUUUUCUCAGGAAAUCCGGUCAUCAAUUCAUUGAGAGAAAAAAAUUGAGAAAUAUUUUAGCAGCGUUAUCGCGGAGCAUCGUAGUUCCUCAUUUUUUUCCAGAACGCGAGCUAAAACGUGUCAAAUUCGAAUGGCAACAAGUAACUCGCCUCAUCGAUCGAUGUAUAAUGUUCUUCUAUAUAACAAUCACAAUAAUCUUCGCAAUUGUGAUGUUGGCUUCCAGAGAUACUCCAAUUAUUCUGAAUGAUUCGAUAAUGGAUGAUGUGAAGAGCACAUAA